UAUCAUUCUUUACCCUCUUCCAACUGCGAUCGGUUUACCUAGCUAGAGCAAAAUAAGUUAUUGUCUGAACCACAGUCAGAGUUCAUUAAUCAAACAUUCCCCCCUUUCCCUCUCCAUUGAAAGGUUUCCCCGAUAUCCGAAGGUUUACUUAUCAUGGUUCAGCUGCCAACCACCGUCCUACCUUUCAGUAGUAUUGCAAAGGAAGGGGAGGAGGAUGAAGAUGAGGAGAUAUGCUCACUUUGCAAUUGCCUGGAAGACAUGACAUUCACGCGUGAGACACCGUCAGGACGCUAUGGUGGCUAUAGUUUCCGAACUUGCAGAAUGAAAAAGUCGAGAGUUCAGGCAGCCUACUUCCACAAAGGUUGCCAUCAGUGCCCCAGUAUAUCUCAGGAUCUACUCUGCGUUGUAUGCAAACACAUGAGACUCAGGCACCUAAUACAGUGUAUACUAUUAGCCGACUCUCUCACUGAAGAAGAAGUGCUGAAUCGCCCUAAACAAUAUCAAUAUCCAUGCAGUCUGGAUACUAUUUCCCUGGAAUUAGGUUGCGCCAGAGACUUAGAAGAACGCUCUAUCUACUGCGACACCUGCCGCUUUUUUUCAGGGACAGCCAAAGAGUUUACAAAUGGAGGCGUCAAGAGCAGCAUCAGUAUCCAGUUGUUUCUGGAACGCCCACGAAAAAAAUUGAAGGAUGAUGCGCUAUCGUCUCAUCGGGAACACAAUAAGCUGUUGGUGGGGGACAAGGCCUUUAUCGGUACAAUAGGGCCUACCCAUGGCCAUCGCCUGGUUUCUACUCCUAUACCCCAACAAGCGGUCGACUGGCAGAAGGUCUCCAAGUGGGUGAGAGACUGCCACUCUGAAAAGCACACGGGUUCUUGCCAGACGAAGCCUGAUGUCUCACGAAUAAGUGGGCUUCGGGUCAUUGACACCAGAAAGAGGUGCAUUACAAUUGCCCCUGGGGCGUGUCAAUAUGCAGCUUUGAGUUAUGUGUGGGGGGCCGUGAGCAGCCUCUUGCAGGCAACGAUGGCAAACAUAGAUCACCUGUCUGAGGAAGGCUCUCUGAACAGCGAUCGUCUACCUCAAACUAUUGAUGAUGCCAUUGUUGCUUGCAGGAAAUUGGGGAUAGAUUAUCUUUGGGUUGAUUGUCUUUGCAUAUUGCAGGAUGAACACCCUGACCAGAAAGCCUACUGGCUCGAUUCUAUGGGAGUAAUCUACGCAAAGUCAUUUGUAACAAUCGUUGCUCUAGCCGGAGAGAAUGCCGACCACGGCCUUCCUGGAGCAGCACUCUCAACACGGCGGCUUUUGUUUUCCGACACCAGAGUUUUCUAUGAAUGUUACCACACCGAGCAUGUCCAAGCUGAUUUUUAUGGUAAGAGGUAUGAUGUAAAAAUUGCACCGAUUCCUCUAUUCUGUUACUCAAGGAUGGUAGAGGAUUUCACAAACAGGGAUCUUACCUGUGAGAGUGAUGUGCUUCGCGCAUUCGCAGGCGUUCUCCACACAAAUUGGGGACAAGAGUGUUAUUAUGGACUACCCCUGAGAAUCUUCAGAGAUGCAAUUCUCUGGACGGCAGUGAACAAAAUUCAUCCCAGAAGGCAUGCAGCACCCGGUGAUGUGUUUCCCACCUGGUCGUGGUCUUCAAUUAAAGGACCCAUCGAGAUGCGUGAGGCAAUCCGGACAUCCCUAGCAAUCUGGGCAGUUCCCUCUAGGUCGAGUCAUCAACCAGAUCUCCAAUUCAUCACAUAUAGUGUAUGGAACGCAGGUAAACUCGAGGAAUUAAAGAAGCCGAAGUUCGAGAAAGAGGUUGACGAAAAGGUGAAAGUAUUAUAUCUAAAUGAAAAGGAACAAAGACUUGCUGCGAUAUUGGCCUGGAAAUCACAUGCACAGCUUUGUGAAGAGGCUCAUGGAAUGUUAGGGAAUGAUAUGCGUGAGCAAGAUAUGAACGCGCGGUUUCCUUCAUAUAUGCGUCAAGCAUGUUCUUCCGGGUCCAUCUUGGUCUAUACGCAAUCACUGAAUCUCAACCAACUCAGACUGGGUAAGAAGAGUCAAAGGUAUUACGAGGAGGAAGUAUUCGUCAUUGAAGCUGGCGAUUUCGUGGCCGAAGUAAUCACUGGCUCACUCAACAUGGAACGAAUCAACCUUGUUCAACAAAAAGACCCCAACUCUCAGUUUACCUUACUCGCUCUCUCUGUCACGCACAAUGAUGGUGAUAUGUCUAGUAUGUGUAUGCCUGCGAUACCACGAGAGUAUGUUUGGUGGGAUUGUUCUGCGAGACGAAAAAUGCUUGAUAAUAUUGACGGACCCUCGAGUAUUGAUGAUAUUUACCGGCCCCUGAGAAUUGAACUCAUGCUCGUGGAGACGGAAAAUGGCGUUAGUCGGCGUGUUGGGUUGGCAUGGGCCUAUCUAAAGAGUUGGAUAGACCAGGGCCCUCAGUUCCGUACAUUUCACCUUGUGUAG
Molecule: messenger RNA, 2451 nt
Organism: Aspergillus piperis CBS 112811
Lineage: Eukaryota; Fungi; Ascomycota; Eurotiomycetes; Eurotiales; Aspergillaceae
Product: HET domain-containing protein
Exons: 5
Coding region: 154-2451 (765 amino acids)
Source: RefSeq, a predicted model, not a curated record